Molecule: messenger RNA, 666 nt
Organism: Rotaria sp. Silwood1
Lineage: Eukaryota; Metazoa; Rotifera; Eurotatoria; Philodinida; Philodinidae
Source: the annotation of a GenBank genome assembly
GAUUUUAUUGAUUCAUGUUUACGUCAUAAAAAUGAAAUGGUUAUUUAUGAAGCUGCAUCAACAAUUGUAUCACUUAAAUGUGUUACACCAAAAGAACUUAGUUCAGCUGUUAAUGUUUUUCAAUUAUUUAUUUCAUCAUCUAAACCUGUUUUACGUUAUGCAGCUGUUCAAACACGUAAUAAAGUUGCUAUUCAAUAUCCAGCAGCUGUAACAGCUUCUAUAACAACUCUUCUUAAAACGGGUAAUGAAGCAGAUGUUGAUCGAUUAAUGAAACAAAUCUCAUCAUUUUUAUCUGAAAUAUCAGAUCAAUUUAGAACAGUUGUUGUUGAUGCAAUUAAAUCAUUAUGUCAAAAAUUUCCACGUAAACAUACUGUAUUAAUGACAUUUCUUUCAAAUAUGUUACGUGAAGAAGGUGAUUAUGAAUAUAAAAAGGCAAUUGUUAAUACAAUUAUUUCAAUUGUUGAAGAAAAUCCUGAAGCAAAAGAAGCAGAUUAUGAACAUACAUCAUUAGCUACUCGUAUUAUUCAUUUAUUCGGUCGUGAAGAACCACGUACAACAACACCAGCAAAAUAUAUUCGUUAUAUUUAUAAUCGUGUUAUUUUUGAAAAUGCACCUGUUCGAGCUGGUAACACUUUUCUUUUUUUUUUUGUAUCUAUUUAUUUCUAA